AUGGGUUUUCUCUCAAAACCUGUUCCCAAUUUCUUCCUGUAUUUGCUUUUGUUCUUCUUCAGUCUUCAGCUCAUCAUCCCACUUGCUGAAUCUGCUACUGAUAUCACCUCCUUGGUCUACAAGGGCUGUGCAAAGCAGACCUUUUCAGAUCCAACUGGGGUUUACUCUCAAUCCCUCUCAGCCCUUUUUGGGUCUUUGGUUCAACAGUCCACCAAGGCCAAGUUUUUCAAAACCAACUCUGGCAGUGGCCAAACCACCAUCUCUGGUCUCUUUCAAUGCAGAGGGGACCUCAGCAAUUCCGACUGUUACAACUGUGUGAGCAAAUUGCCACAAAUGUCUGAUAAUCUCUGUGGCAAAACCAUUGCUGCUAGGGUUCAGCUGAUUGGGUGCUACAUGCUCUAUGAAAUCUCUGGUUUUGCCCAAAUUUCAGGCAUGGAAAUGUUGUUCAAGACUUGUGGGGGAACAAAUAUUGCUGGAAGUGGGUUUGAAGAGAGAAGGGACACUGCCUAUACAGUGUUGGAGAACGGUGUUGUGAGUGGCCAUGGCUUCUAUACAACAAAUUACCAACAAGUUUAUGUCUUGGGGCAGUGCCAAGGAGAUGUGGGAGACUCGGAUUGUGGUGAGUGUGUGAAGAAUGCUGUGCAGAGAGCUCAGGUUGAAUGUGGGAGUGCCAUUUCAGGCCAAAUCUAUCUCCACAAGUGCUUUCUUAGCUAUAGUUAUUACCCAAAUGGGGUUCCCAGGAGAUCCUCCUCAUCUUCAUCAUCAUCUUCUUCAUCUUCAUCAGGGUCAGGAAAUACAGGGAAGACAGUGGCUAUCAUUUUGGGAGGAGCAGCUGGAGUUGGGUUUCUAGUCAUAUUUUUGUUGUUUGCCAGAAAUUUGAUGAAGAAGCAUGAUGAUUAUUGA
Molecule: messenger RNA, 903 nt
Organism: Prunus armeniaca (apricot)
Lineage: Eukaryota; Viridiplantae; Streptophyta; Magnoliopsida; Rosales; Rosaceae
Source: the annotation of a GenBank genome assembly